ACUCAGUUUCCCUGCGGCCCCGGCAGGCUCGUUGGCUAUUGGCUGAGCGAGGCGGAUCUGGUCCCGCUCCUCCCCGCCCCAGUGACACAAUAGCAGCUCCCUCCAAGAUGGCGGCGGCGACGGCGGACCCGGGAGCUGGGAACCCGCAGGCUACAGAUUCCUCUGGCGGGGGCACGGGCGGCAGUCUGCCAUCCCAGGGGGAGCAGGAGCUGAGCCGACGCCUGCAGCGCCUGUACCCCGCGGUCAACCAGCACGAGACGCCGCUGCCGCGCUCCUGGAGCCCCAAGGACAAGUACAACUACAUCGGCCUCUCCCAGGGCAACCUCCGCGUCCACUACAAAGGUCAUGGCAAAAAUCACAAAGAUGCAGCCUCAGUGCGGGCCACCCACCCCAUACCUGCUGCCUGUGGCAUUUAUUACUUUGAGGUGAAGAUUGUCAGCAAAGGAAGAGAUGGGUACAUGGGAAUAGGACUCUCAGCUCAAGGCGUCAACAUGAACAGACUUCCUGGUUGGGACAAACAUUCCUAUGGUUACCAUGGCGACGACGGGCAUUCCUUCUGCUCCUCGGGGACUGGCCAGCCCUAUGGUCCCACAUUCACCACAGGAGAUGUGAUUGGCUGCUGUGUCAAUCUCAUCAACGGCACCUGCUUCUACACCAAGAAUGGCCACAGCCUUGGUAUAGCCUUCACAGACCUCCCAGCCAACCUGUACCCCACCGUAGGCCUGCAGACGCCAGGGGAGAUUGUGGAUGCCAACUUUGGGCAGCAGCCCUUCCUGUUUGACAUUGAGGACUACAUGCGGGAGUGGCGUGCCAAGGUCCAGGGCACUGUCCACUGCUUCCCCAUCAGUGCCCGGCUUGGCGAGUGGCAGGCAGUAUUGCAGAACAUGGUCUCAUCUUACCUGGUGCAUCAUGGGUACUGUGCCACAGCCACGGCUUUUGCCCGAAUGACUGAAACCCCGAUUCAGGAAGAACAGGCCUCCAUAAAGAACAGACAAAAGGUCCAGAAGCUGGUGCUGGAGGGCCGUGUGGGUGAGGCUAUUGAAACCACACAGCGCUUCUACCCAGGGCUGCUGGAGCAUAACCCCAACCUGCUCUUCAUGCUCAAGUGCCGACAGUUUGUGGAGAUGGUGAAUGGGACCGACAGUGAGGUCCGCAGCUUGAGCUCCCGAAGCCCCAAGUCCCAGGACAGCUACCCUGACUCCCCCAGCCUCAGCCCCCGCCAUGGCCCCAGUAGUUCCCACAUGCACAACACAGGAGCAGACAGUCCCAGCUGCAGCAAUGGCAUCGCAUCUACCAAGAGCAAACAGAACCACAGUAAAUACCCUGCACCCAGCUCCUCCUCCUCCUCCUCAUCCUCUUCGUCUUCCUCCUCCCCAUCCUCCAUCAAUUACUCUGAAUCCAACUCAACAGACUCCACCAAGUCCCAGCCCCACAGCAGCACCAGUAACCAGGAGACCAGCGACAGUGAGAUGGAGAUGGAGGCAGAGCAUUACCCCAAUGGUGUGCUGGAGAGCAUGUCCACACGCAUCGUCAAUGGUGCCUAUAAGCAUGAGGACCUGCAGACAGAUGAAUCCAGCAUGGACGAUGGGCAUUCUCGGCGGCAGCUCUGCGGAGGGAACCAGGCUGCCACAGAAAGGAUUAUCUUGUUUGGCCGUGAGUUGCAGGCACUGAGUGAGCAGCUGGGCCGGGAGUACGGCAAGAAUUUGGCCCACACGGAGAUGCUGCAGGAUGCCUUCAGCCUGCUGGCCUAUUCGGACCCCUGGAGCUGCCCUGUUGGCCAGCAGCUCGAUCCCAUCCAGAGGGAGCCAGUGUGCGCUGCCCUCAACAGCGCCAUUUUAGAGUCUCAAAACCUGCCAAAGCAGCCCCCUCUGAUGCUCGCCCUGGGCCAGGCCUCUGAAUGUCUGCGGCUCAUGGCCCGAGCAGGCCUGGGAUCUUGCUCCUUUGCCAGAGUCGACGACUACUUGCACUAGCUGACCACACUGGCUGGCCCCACCUGGCCUCUCACGGCCUCCAGGCUGGAGCAGCCCUGCCCUCCAUAGGCACCUAGCACAGGGACCUGGAAGCCAUGGGCAGAGUCCACUCCUGCCGCCACCUGCCUGGCCUUCCCCUCUUCUCCUUUUCCUUCCUGCCUUCCUUUCCUUCCUUCUUUUUCCCCCUCCUUCAGUCUCUCUCUCCCCUUCACGUGCGGCGGCCUAUAACACAGUAUUGGCUGGUUACUCUCAUGUAGCGCCUUCUACUUUGAAAGGGGGGUUUUGUUUUGAAGAGAGGUUGGGUUUUUUAAUCUUUUUUUUUCUCUCCUGACUGAGCCACCAGUAUUUAUCUCUGGAGAGUUUGUGCUGAGCUGGUUUCUGCUAAUUUAGUGACGAAGCCUAUCCAAGUUGGUGAUAGCUUAUUAUUUUCAUAAUUAAAAAAUGAGAUUUUAUAUAUAUAUGUAUAUAUAUGUGUGUGUAUAUAUAUAUAUAUAUAUAUUAAAAAAAACAAAACAGUAUUUAUCGUAGUGUUAGUGGUCCAGCACCUAUGGGGUGAAGCUGUCCAGACACCGUAUGUUUUUAUUCGACUCCCACUCAUUAAAAAAGAAUCACCUCUGUCACCUCAGUCAGCCAAGUGGUUUGUUUUCUUUUAGGCUCCCCCUUCUUUGAGGCAUAGAUCCAGCUGCAGCCUAGGGAAGCCGAAUAGAACUUUGGGAGGGGGACAUAGUGGGAGGGGACCUAAGCUGGUUUGCUGCAUCCCCAAAAGUGUGGGGCCCCAGGCCCCUGAGAGCUGGACUGAGUAGAGAACUGCAAGGCUUAGGGUCCAGAGAAGUGACAAGUUGGCCCAGGGCCACACAGCAAAGCAAGGGAGUAGAGGGUCCUUGGCCAGCACGCUGUCUACCAUCCUACCCUGCAUCUCACUGCCUGCCUCGCUCCUUUUCUCUCUUCCCUUUUUUACACCCUGCUUUCCCUUGUUAAGAUGGCCAAAUAAUUCAUUUACUCUGAAGUGAUUGCCUGGAAACUACCUGCCUUUGACCUGAGAACUGCUGUGUCAAGCUGCGGGGAGGAAGUCUCCAUUCCCAGGACAGAGGCCCUUGAGUAUCUUCUCCAUCUCUGCACAGUUCUGUUGGAAUUGAUGCUUUCUUGUGGAGAGCCAGUCAGUACCUUGUGGAGGCAGAUUCUUGGGUUGGCAGAUGCCUGGAGCAGCAGAGCCCUUGACCCCUGGGCCAGCCCUCACUCCAGUUGUGCCAGGCAGCUCCCUGCAGCUUGGCCCCAGACACUCUUCAGGAAAAUGUCAUGUUUGCUGGCCAGAGGAAGGCACCUCAUGGGCUUUACAAAUGUCCCACUAGAUGUUUCAGAUGGAUCCUCACAGCUGGUGGGGUAUUACCAUCAGGAAUUGGAAGAGGAAGGUCUUAGAUGGUUGCCAGGACUUGAUGGGCCAUCUGUGGAGAGGGUUUGCAGCCCAGGAGAAGGGAAGGGAGGAGACCUACCCAGAGGAGUACCACGAGGGGUGGCACUUCCCUACCUGCCUCACAGGGCUUGGGGAGAAUACAAGUAGCCUUCUGCAAAGGGGAGGGUCAGACGUGGCAAGGCCAGAAGUUGAACUUGUAGGCCGUGCAAGCUAUUGCUCCAUGUUAGUGGACAUAGGAAUGGUUGGUACAGCCUGAGAUACUCAACACCCACCAGGCCUUGACAGGCCCACAUCUGGACAACAAGAAAAAUGAUUGAGUUGGACCAACUGCUGGAGAUGGGCAGGAGCCUAGCCCUGUGCUCUCCCACAGUUCUGCCUAGAGAGUGACUCUAUGGGCUGCUGCUUUUUCUUGGUCUCUGCCAGGGCCCCAGCUGGCAGCCCACAGACCAUGGUCCGUCGGAGAGGUGUUAUCCUGUCUGUAAAGGAAGUUCAUCUUCUUCAAGGCUGGGAAUGCCUAGCUCCCAAACCCAGAGGGUAGAAACAUCAGGCUGUUAAAAUGAUCAUAGCCUAGCAGAACUGGGAACUAAAACCAAAGGCUUUUGCAGUGGGAACAGAAUUCAGAGGACAUCUGCUCCACCAGUCCUCGCCUUUUACAGAUAAGGAAACAGGCCCAGGAGAUUGAUUUGGCCAAAGUCACACAGCAAAUUAGCGGCAGAGCUGGGGCUAGCCUCAUCCCUUCUGGUUGAGCAACACUGUUUAGUCCUAAAGCUGAAUGGUGGAUGAGCCCCCUGUCAGGGGUUAGGCUGGCGUGGCCUCCAGCAGCGACUGAGCAGGGGUGGGGAUGGGUGCCUGGUCUUGGCUUUUGGAGCGGCUGAGAAUGUCCCAGGAGGGCUUGGGACAGCUGCGUGCUGCAUGGGGUUUGGUGUCCGCCUGGCUUGCACUCAGUACCCAUGGCCGCCUCCCCAUUUUCUGUGCCUUAUCUCACUGUUUCUGCUGAGUCCAAGUUGUUUACUCUGUUCCUCUCCAGAGGGGUUCUCUGUCUCAGCUGGACAGCUCACCUUCGGGACAUAAGCCUUUGCCCCACAAGCCGUGGAGAGGGCCAAAAACAAGCUGCUUGAGCCCACCGUCUUGCUGAUAGUGCAGGCCUGCCUGCCAGCCGGAGGAGCCCCUAUGCACACUUGGUCCUACCCACCCGCUUCCAGGAGCCGAGUGGGGAGGCUCCUGGGAGGAGCCUGGUGACGGGCUGGACCUGGCUCCGUGGGGCUGUCCAGCCCUGGGGGAGCAGCCUUCCCUACUUACUUUCCCCUUUGCGGCUCCAAAUGGUCGCUCCUUCCAGAGUGGGAACUGGUAAAUCACUCAAAGCCAGAACCCCUGAUCUCCCCCGACAUGGGUGCAGGCUGUCAGAACAGGGACACCAAGAGACAGAGAAGAUGGGUCUACCCGGCCACCCAGCGCCUUUCCACCCCUUAAGCAAGCACAAAGAAGAUGAGGCAGAGAACUGUUGGAACUGCAAGUUCCUUUGGUUGCUCACAACUCAGGUAUGCACACCGUGAGGCAGCUGAGCAGCAGAGCCCUACUUGACUGCCAGUUUGGUGCAGCCGGACCUGGGGCCAGACUGUGGCCUCUGGCUGCCUCAGGCGCCCACCUCUUUGCAUAGGGUUUCCCUCCAUUAGUAACCACAGCUAACAGACGUCCUCCACAUUGUGCACACUGGCUCUACCUUUGUCUUCGCAAGUUGUUAAUUGGCAUUAGCAUGAAACUUGCGGGCGCGGGAGGGUUUAGAGAGAAUUCUAACACAAAAUAUCCUAUUAAAAUUGUACUUGAGCGAUGAAAAAACUCCUGUUGUAUUUUGACAGAAUUAUUUUUAUUAAAAUACACAUCC
Molecule: messenger RNA, 5263 nt
Organism: Trichechus manatus latirostris (Florida manatee)
Lineage: Eukaryota; Metazoa; Chordata; Mammalia; Sirenia; Trichechidae
Gene: RANBP10
Product: RAN binding protein 10
Exons: 14
Coding region: 108-1970 (620 amino acids)
Molecular function (GO): protein binding
Source: RefSeq, a predicted model, not a curated record